Messenger RNA from Strongylocentrotus purpuratus (purple sea urchin), 3638 nucleotides. RefSeq names its product alkylated DNA repair protein alkB homolog 8. NCBI's taxonomy places the organism in Eukaryota, Metazoa, Echinodermata, Echinoidea, Camarodonta, Strongylocentrotidae. Gene Ontology annotation, cellular component: membrane; cytoplasm. The coding region runs from base 321 to 1667 and encodes 448 amino acids. Gene Ontology annotation, molecular function: RNA binding; glutamine synthetase activity; oxidoreductase activity. The record is from RefSeq and is a predicted model, not a curated record. The transcript is spliced from 2 exons. Gene Ontology annotation, biological process: oxidative demethylation.
CUGUUAUGCUACUGCGCACUAUAUUUAGACGGUGAUCACACAGUAUACGUAUAGUUCACGACAAUAUUCCGAAAGAUUUCGUCGGGUUGAAGUUCAAUUUUGAAGCAUAAUAUGUGCAGCCUCUUACGAUUUUUGUCUUCAUGCAUGCAUGCACAUCGGCUGCUUCCGAGGAUUGAUUUCCGUUGAUUAUUUCAGCUACAAAGCGAUCUUAGUAUAUCUCUACUGCUUUACCAGGGAACGAGUAACAAGUGGUGUCCAGACAGUCGAGGUAUAGCCUAACUCAUUUGCUUUCAAGAUUUUGGAGUCUACAAAGCCGCAACAUGGAGCUCAUAAAGAAACGUCUACAGGAUAAUGGCAUUACCUCGGUUCGUUUCGAACAAUCUGACAUGUAUGGGAUCCCACAUUGCAGAUCCAUUCCAACCAGGCAUUUCGAAAGGAUGGCAACGAAGGGAGUUAACAUCUCCAUGGGUUUUAUGGCUUUCGACCCCAAGGGCCAAGUCGCCAAGAACACUGGAUAUGGAGAGGAGAUUCACAACGCUGAUUGCCUCGCCUUUCCAGACCUGGAUACCUUUCAGAUCUUGCCUUGGUGUACGAAGACGGCUAGGGUCUUGAUAGAAGGGGUUUACAAUGGUGAGAAGGUGGCUGUCUACCCAAGGGUUGUGGCUAGACGACAGUUAGAAAGGCUGGAGAAACACGGGUUGUCGCUUUGGUCGGCGCACGAGCACGAGUUCUUUGUGGUCAAAGAAGACACCCUGAAACCGUUGCAUGAUCAGACAAAUGCCAUUGCGGUUAUUCCCAUGGCCGCGUACGAGUCGUUUUUCCAGCAGAUACUCAAUGACCUACCUCAGGCUGGUGUUGACGUUGAAUGCUACGGUGUUGAAUCCGGGCAGUCACAACUGGAAAUCACCUACCGCCCAGAGUUUGGGAUCAAAGCUGCCGACACUGCUCACACGUACAAGCUGGGUAUCAAGGAGAUUGCGCUGAAGCACGGAUUAGUGGCAACGUUCAUGUCAAAACCAUGGCCGGACGUAGCUGGUAGUUCAGCACAUUUCUGCCACUCGCUCUGGGACGUUGACGGGAAGGUGUCCAAGCUCUAUGAUGCUGGAAGCCCGACUGGGUUGUCGGAGAUUGGGCAACACUGGGUGGCUGGACUCCUUGCUCACGCCCGAGCCAUAGCCGUGCUGAUGGCACCAACAACCAACUGCCUCAAGAGAUUCAAGCGGCAUUCUUUUGCUCCUUGGAACGCCACAUGGGGUCCCGACAACCGAACCUGCGCCAUCCGCGUCAAGGCAAACGGCAAAACUGGCACAUACGUCGAGAACCGGAUGGGAGCCAGUGCAUGCAGUCCUUACAUCAGCAUGGCUGCGACUAUUGCAGCAGGUUUAGACGGUAUCAUCAACAAACUCCCGCUUCCAGAAGGCAUCGAUGGAGCAGGGGAUGCAUACGAGGAGGAAUACAUCCCACCCGGGACACAGACGCUACCGGACAACAUGGAAGAAGCCAUUGAUGCCUUGCUCUCUGACGAUGCUAUCACUGCGGCCCUUGGACCAGAGUUUAUCAAGUGCUUCGUUGCUACUAAAAGGCAUGAAGUGAAACUAGAAAAGGAGGCCAUUUCAAAAGGAACAGUUGAGGAGUGGGAGAGAGAUUACCUCUUUUUCAUUAUGUAAGAAGAGUGUCCAGUCGGUCUUUUGAACCAAUACCCUUUUAAAGUUAUAUUAUGUGUAUCCUUUAAAAGCAAGUUAGACGACGAUUCUUAGUAUCCUUUAUCAUAUAGUUUUAGUGUGUACUGUCAAUCAAAGGGAUAUUGCUGUUUUUCUCAGCAAUCGUUUUUUACAUGUAUUAUACAGCUCAAAUCAUUUGGUUUGAAUUUCAAUGUCAUAUAGUUUGCUCAGGCGUAACGUGAUGAUCACAGGUCAGAACUACCUCGACUACUUACAUGUUAAUAGACUUUCAAACGGUACCGUCAGAUGAUAAAACUAACGAUGCCAAUAAUAAUAUAGGUUUUCUCGGCCAAUUUCGCACUUCAUUAAAUUUAGCGCAAACACCAUUUUCGGUUGGGACUGUCAUUCAAAAAUGCACUUCAAUCAUUCAGUUUAGAGUAUCGGACAAGGAAUUUCGCACUUUUAUCAUUUUUAUUCAUUCCGUUUAGUGCGUGUGUCAAGAUUCAUUCGAAUUCAUUGACAAUUGCGAGAAGGUGAUCUCGGGCAUUCAAAUUCGCGAAUGGGCAGUCAAUUUGGUAACAUGUUCAUUUAAAGUAACAUGUAUAUUGUUUAUGCAGGCCCUAUCUAUUUGUUCUUCUUUAGUUCCCUAGAAAUUAACUGAUAUUGAUUUAUCCCGUUCCAUUUGCAUUGUUGAUAUCAGACGCAUUUUAAUCAUUGAUUUAAAAAAAAAAAAAAAAUCGACUUAAAUAUCCAUAAAUUAAAAUGAAAUAUAUAGACCAUACAGUAUUACAAUAUAUAAUAGAACAAAUGAAUUAUACAAGUAACAGAUACUGGUAAGUAUCUACGAAACAAAAUAAGUUUACAGAGUACAUUUAAGUUUUAGAAUAAGACAAAAUGUAUUAACUGAGAGGGGGAGAGAAUCUCAGCCAUGCUAGGUUUGUUGAGCGAGAUGAAUUAAGUUCUUGUAAAUGUAUUUUAUGUAUCCCUAUUUUCUUCACCUCUCAAAGCUAUAUUACAUCAGAUACCCGAAAUAUUGUUUGCCAAGUACUUGAAAACAGCUACAGUGUAUUAAUUGAUAAAGAAAUUUAACCCAUGAGUGGUAAAUAGAUCAAUCAAAAAUGUUUAAAGUCCAUUUAGUGUCUGUACAACAAUCUACAAAUCAUUCCUGUUUGGUAAAUGUUAAAUACUACGGUGUGUUCUAGGCAACCUGUUGUGCUGGCGCGUUUCCUUGACGUCUAUAUAUCCACGUUUUUUUCUUUUUCUUUCCAGGCAGGAAAAUAAAUCUGAAUUCUUUUUUAGUACAUUUUAUAUGAUGUCAUCGUAUUGUACCAAAUAUACAAUCUUUGUAUCUAGUAUCUUCUAUGCUUGUCUUUAACUUUAAAAACAAUUAUACUUAAUAAUCUGAUUGGUAUCAUUUAAAUCAAGUUCUUGACUUAUUAUAUAUUGCAGAAUAUUUUUUUUAAAAAUAUAAAUCAGCUUUAUACAUCAGCUUCUUAGUAGUUGAAUCCUUUUUUUGUUCUAGCAAUCACUCUUAUCUUAGAUAUAAUUUUGAUUUGGAUAUUUUUGGAGUAAUAAUGCUACAAAUGUUGUUUUUGUAACGUGUUUAUGUAAUAGCAUCUUUUUCAUUUUCUUUCGUAGUUUGUUCAAAGCGUAAAGAUUUGUGAUAGUGUGUAUAACAGUUCUAAUGUUGCCUUUUUUUUCGUUUGUAAAUUAUGUCUUAAUAUCUUUCGUAAUCAUUUAUGUGUACAGUGUUUAUGUACACGGGGCUCCGCCGUGAUGUGAAAUAGUUUUUAAAAUAUGAGUGAAAGAAAAAAAAUGUAUGCGGUGUGGGAGUGGGCGUGUGUAUAGGUAUGUGGACCUACACAUACGUAUAAUAUAGUAUACAUGCGUAAUGUGCUGCAUGGUUUGCAUGUACAAUGAUUAUGAGAAUUCCGUCUAAUUACUUUUUUGCUACAUUAAUCUGGUAUUUUCUGUAUU